Nilaparvata lugens (brown planthopper) is the source of this 3339-nucleotide messenger RNA. RefSeq names its product calcium release-activated calcium channel protein 1 (gene Orai). Gene Ontology annotation, cellular component: membrane. Gene Ontology annotation, molecular function: store-operated calcium channel activity. The coding region runs from base 395 to 1318 and encodes 307 amino acids. Lineage: Eukaryota; Metazoa; Arthropoda; Insecta; Hemiptera; Delphacidae. The transcript is spliced from 5 exons. Gene Ontology annotation, biological process: store-operated calcium entry. The record is from RefSeq and is a predicted model, not a curated record.
UUUCGUUUCUACUAAACUUGAGUUGUUGUUCAGUAGCAAAUCGUCAGCCGCAUUGUAACGUAACAUGUGUCCGACCACAUGUAAACCGUUAAUGUCAUCAACUCUGCGGAGUAACAAAUACUGAUUCUGAAUGUCACUUACAGCCUAAAUGAUUGGUGGCUCCAUAAAUAGCUACAGUUCGUGUUAAUGAGUGUGUAAGUUUAUUAGUGUUGGGAUUGACAUCACUGCUGGUGAUGUAAACCGAAUAAUAGGUAGGGAUUAGACGUUUUUACAUAGAAAACUAUUGUAUCUAAUAAAUAAAUCCGUUGUUGCUUCGAAACGCGAGUAAAUAAAUUGAUUAUUGAUGUGAUAGACUUACAAAUUUUGUGUUAUUUGUGUGGAGUAUUGUGCCAUUAUGGUGACGAACAGUUGUUAUAGUUCCAAUGGAUUGAAAUGUCUGGCUGACACUUUGCUGGGAUCCAAUCCGACUCCACAGAACAAUGUUCCGGAAAAUCGAGCAGUGCAGGUGCGGCCUAUGAAGAUAUCUCGGUCGGAGGGACAGAGAGGGUCGAUGUCCUCUUGGUCGACGAGCACCGGCCGCAGAACUCUUGACGCCCCCGAUAACGGACUCGCUGUCGUCAACUACGACCUUCCCUGGGCCAACUACAACCCUAACCGGAAAAUGUCGACCUCCGGUGAAGGACUGAAUUCUCCCAGCUACUUGUCAUGGAGAAAGCUCCAAUUGAGUCGUGCCAAGCUCAAAGCUUCUAGUAAGACUUCAGCUUUGUUGUCAGGAUUUGCAAUGGUGGCAAUGGUUGAAGUGCAGCUACAGGAGAAGACAAAAGUGCCGCAGGAGAUGCUGAUCGCAUUCGCCGUCUGCACGACUCUGCUCGUCGCAGUGCACAUGUUGGCUCUCAUGAUCAGCACCUGCAUACUUCCCAACAUAGACGCCGUCUGCAAUCUGCAUUCCAUCUCGCUUGUGCACGAAUCCCCACACGAACGCCUGCACUGGUACAUAGAGACCGCCUGGGCGUUCUCCACGCUACUCGGCCUCGUUCUCUUCCUACUAGAGAUCGCCAUUCUCUGCUGGGUCAAGUUCUACGAUUUCUCGCAGUACGCCGCCUGGUCAGCCUGUAUACUAUUGAUACCAGUUCUAGUGAUAUUUCUGGCGUUCGCUGUACAUUUCUAUCGGUCGCUGGUCACGCACAAGUAUGAGGUAACCGUUUCUGGUAUCAGGGAACUGGAACUGUUGAAAGAACAGAUAGAGGCCGGUGACAUGGAACGGUCCGGCAACGGUAUGACCCUACUCAAUCAGGGCAACAGCAUGCAGAUUGUUUGACAAUUGUUUGGUUUAUAUCCGCUGUAAAUCCAUUGUUUAUAUCCCUGUAGACUGUCCAUUCAUUUUUUUCCCAAAUAUGAAUAUUUUUAAUGAAACGAUAGAAACACUGAAGUGUAUACUGAGGAAGAUAUAUACUAUGGUCCAAUUUUACCAAAAACAAAAACUAAGUAGAAGCGGCAGAGUUUUUGUUGGUUUAGAAUGAACUGUCGCGCAAACCAAGUUUUUGUUCUGGAGAGAUCGGUUUCAAGUCAAUUUAUUAUUUUCCAAUAUAAAUAUUAACUGAAAUGAUACACUGAAGUGGAUCUUAAGAAAGAUUUACAAAGUUUAGUCCAUCUCUAUCUGACUCAGGGAGUCGAAAUGAAAAUUACCCAUUUCAGAUCAAUCUUGUUUAUUAUUUGUAUUUGUAGAUGAUACGAAAUAAUUUGUAUCUAAAUAAGAUGAAAUAUAUCAUACUUCAAAAGUUUUCCAAUUAUUUUAUCAAGUAUUCUUAUAAGAAUCAUUCACGAAAUAAUAUAUAGUAUAUAAAUGAGUAUCGGAAUUGAACUCAUUUUUUGUUCAAUUAAGUGAUGUCUUCGAUAAACGGGACAAAAAUGUGCCAAUUUUUCAACAUAAUUUGACUGUUUAGUGUAUAUUUGUUUAUAUUAUGUAACUCUUGAAAUGAUUUCAAGAAUCAUCUCUACCUAAACCACUCCUAUCUACUUAUAUAACAUGCACUAUUUAAUCCGAUAUUUUUGAACCUUUUGAAGCUAGAACUAACUUUUCUGUUCUCUUGAAGUUACUAGAGUGUUACUUAUAUGCGUUAUAUCAAUUGCUAUUUUUGCAUGUACUUGUUGUAGAUAUAAUAAAUAUUGAUCAUCCUGCAAAUGUUUAAAUUUUUGUGUUAGUAUCAUAUUCGAUUUUCCAUUAUUAUAUAAAUAUAUUCUAUGAUUAUGACUUAGAAAGCUUGUAAUCUUCUAGAUGAAUCAUAAUCGCUGACAUUCUAAAAUAAUUGUAAUUCGAAUCAUAAUAUUUGAUCUGAGUGUUUUUAGAUGGGUUUGUUAAUGCUUCUUAUGUUCUUGUAAAGUAGUUUAGAAUAUCUAUGGUUUAUUUAAUUAUUAGUUGUCAGUAAUUGAAAAGAAGAAAUUCAAAGAAAUAGAAUAGAUUUUGGACAUCAAAAUUAAUUAUAUAAUUUAUGAAAUGUUGAAAAAUAAUUGACAGAAAUUCAAAUUGAUAUACACUAUAAUUAAUUAUCCAAAAAUAAUAUUUCACUCGAUUCCAAUUUUUGUAUUUUUUCAUCUGAGAACUUUAAACUGAGAACCUUUUUAGCUUUACUCUUUUGAGUAGGCAGGAUUUAGUGCAGCAGCUAGUAUAAAUAGAGCUUAAUAGGUAUCAAUUGUGAACUAGAACAUUUUUAUAUUGAUAGACGUGAUUUGAACUCCUUAUAGCUUAUUGAUCACUUUUUCAUGUUUUAUGUUUUUCGUGAACAUUUUUAAUGUUUUGAAGCCUGGGAAAUAAUUGUCAUUUUUGGACUCAUAUUUUUGUUUUUUGACUUUUGCUAAUCAUCGACGUCUAUUUAAUUUUUCAUUAUUGUUUUAUGUACUCUAUAGUUAUCAUUUUUUGCCUAGCUAGAAACUCAUAUUUAGCAUAUUUUUGUCCUGAAAAUUAGAAAAAUAUUUCCAUUUGAACCUGUCAUCCAAAUCAGGAUAACAUUCAAUCUUACUGGGCAUCUCAUUAAGAAGGUUAAUCUCAUUGAAAACAUUUUUAUAAUCAAUUUAUGUUUUGUAAAUAUCCAUAGAUAUCAUCCAAUAAUAAUCAAUGUAUUGUAAUUUCCCAACAACCUAUAAGGAUUUUGUUGGUUUACUUCGACGAUGAAAAGAAAUGAACAGAUCUGUGAUAUAUAUGUACAUAAAACGCCUUAAUCGGCUCUAUGUAUAUUAUUUAGGAAAGUCAAUGCCUUAUAUUAAUAUUUACAAUAAUGCAUUAACUAAUAAAUAUAGUUAUAAUCUUACUUUACUAUGAAUAAAAUAUUUUCAUCAGUGAAA